Molecule: messenger RNA, 1675 nt
Organism: Aedes albopictus (Asian tiger mosquito)
Lineage: Eukaryota; Metazoa; Arthropoda; Insecta; Diptera; Culicidae
Exons: 2
Coding region: 923-1480 (185 amino acids)
Source: RefSeq, a predicted model, not a curated record
GGAGCAUCUCUCUAGAGAUUCUGGGAGACUUUCGGAUUCUGGGAAAAUCUCCCCAAAAAUUCUGAAGAAAUUGCUCAAAAGAUUCAGGAGGACUCUCGCCGGAGAUGCUGUUGGAAUCUCUCCAGAGGCUCUUGAGAAAUCUCUCCAGAGCUUCAGAAGGAAUUUCUCCAAAGAUUCAGGAGAGAUUCUCCAGAUAUUCCGGAGAAAUCUCUCCAGAUUCUGGAGGAAUCUCUCCGGAAUUCCUGGAGAAAUAAUGAAAUAGUAAAAAAAAUAUUGGUCAAACUUCUGUACUACUUAUGAACUACAUAGAGCUACAAGUGAACUCGAUUACAGCUAAAUUUUAACGGUACUGAUUGAAACUGGUGCUGGCAAUUAUCAUCCGCCCUGUACAGUAAAUAGCCCGCCCUUUACCAGUACGACUCCUUGGAAACCUUCAGGAAAUUCUGCAAUUCCACGACGUGUCCAUCCCGGCCAGCGGCAGCGUCAGCCGCCAGUAGCCUUCCGGAAUCACCUGCAGCAACCUUUCUGGCUUGAAAGUAAAGUGUUUGAUCCAUUAUUCAGAAGGCCGGCAGUGGGCAUACCUAAUCCUUACCAAAUCACGGGAAGUUUGUGGUCUGCUCGAACAGGUCCUGGUACUCCCGGAAGUUAUCGUUCAAAGCCCACAAAAACGACCUCUGGGCGAUCUUCAACGGGUACUUGUAGAACUGAUUGUUCUCCAGCCGACGUGGAGUGCGAAGUUCUGUACGACUUUUCUCGAUCAGCUGUUCGGUACACAGGGUGAUGCCAUGUUUGAUCUGGCAUGUUCUUGUGGAAUUAAUUUACUGAUUCUAUCUGAUAUCAAUUGGACUAACAUGCAUGAAGUAACAUCAUCUAGUGGCCUGCGCUCUCAUUAUUCGACUGAACUUGAUAGUGGCAACACGCAAUGCACCUCUUUAGCCUCUCCUUUCUCAUUCCAAUGGUUGUUCUUCUAGAAGGAAUCCACUCACUGGACAUUGCCGAUGUAAGUAUCCAACGGGUCGAGCAAACCGCCGGUUACGACUUGGUCAAAUCAGCUCUCCGGGUCACCAAGUUCAACCGAACGUGCGCCGUCGUCAACGGCACCUUGGACUACCUCGUCGACUUGGACAACAGCUUCUCGUUCCAGGUGAAGAGCGCCUACAGCCGGCUGGGGAACAACCAGUUCAACGAGUACCCGUUGAAGAUCGCCGAGAAGCCAUUCUGCUGGGCUGUGAACGAUACCUUCCGGGAGCAUCAGGACCUGUUCGAGCAGACCACAAACUUUCCGCGGGUCGGCAAGGACUGGGUAUGCCCAGUGCCGGCCGGGCAGUAUUGGAUCAAGCACUUUACAUUCAAGCCGGACACCUUGCCGCAGGUGAUUCCGGAAGGGUACUGGCGUCUGACGCUGCUGCUGGUCGGGAAGGACGGUCGGCAGGUGGAGUUGCAGAUUUUCAUGAAGGUUUCCAAGGAAUCUUAUUGGUAAACUGCGGGAACUUGCUGCACAGGACGGAUAAUAGUUGCUGAUAAACGUAUCAUUAAAAUAUAGUCGAGUUUACUAGCAGCUCUGUGUUUUUUAUAAGUAGUAUUGAAGUUACGAUUAAUAUUAUUUUGUCAAUUAUAUUAUUUCAAUGAGUUUCUGCAGAAUUUCUGCCAGAAUCUUUGGAGAUGUUCUUUUUAC